Molecule: messenger RNA, 1083 nt
Organism: Psilocybe cubensis
Lineage: Eukaryota; Fungi; Basidiomycota; Agaricomycetes; Agaricales; Agrocybaceae
Exons: 4
Coding region: 1-1083 (360 amino acids)
Cellular component (GO): cytosol
Source: RefSeq, a predicted model, not a curated record
AUGGCAGACGCUGAGCCGCCCUCCUUCUCCUAUCUCCCAAACCAACUCCAUCUCUUCCCCCAGAAUCCUUACCCGCCCUACACCGUCCCCGCCCCCAUCGCCCACAAGGUAUGGAUUCUCGACUGCAAGUCCUGCAGUUCCUUCCUCACAAACCGCGGAAUGAAGGCCGUUCUUCUCCUUCGUCCAAACGUGUCUCUUUUUUCUUCCGACGCCCAGCCAACAGGGUGCUCGCCGUAUAGCUCCAGCACAGAGGCCCUUCGCCCCCUCGCUGCUCACAAGCCUUCCGCGUCCCCCUCGCGCACAUGUGAAUGUCUCACACAGAGUCUUUGUUGCCAUACCUGCGGAUCGACCGUCGGCUACAUGAUCGUCGUCCCUUGUACUCGUUGUACUUACUCCAUUGGCGCGACUAACCGUGCAACCAAUGGCCAUCGUUUUGUCUUUCACUCAAACGAGGUCGUAGGCACGGAGCGCCACUAUGUUCAGGGCGAGCCAGGCGUCGUCCCGUUUGACCCUCCAAUGUUCAUACCGCCCCCUCCUCCAGCAAUGCCAACCCCUCAUCACGCUUCUUAUCCCUCUCCUCCAUUUAGUCCCAGUCCAUAUUACGGCCAUUCGUCUUCUCACCCGCGCGCCGUCUCUCCGCCGGUUUUCCGUUCCGACUAUCUCCCAACCCCUCCUUUGGAGUUUGCAACCCCUGCUUACGCGCAUUCAGAUUCAAGGCACCAAUCUCCAGACCUCGACGCGACUCCUGAUUAUUCACGUUUUUAUCUACCGCCGGCCAGCUUACGUUCCCCACCUCCUAUCAUCCCUGUGACAACCCAUUAUUACCCAUUGUCCCCUCGAUCUCCCUCGGACGACUUUGACUCUUUUUCGUCCGCCAGCCCGCCCCCGCUUGCCAGUCCUACCUUUUUUCCCGCGGAUCACAAGGAGGUCCCCAGCCAACCACCCCCAUCCUUGAAGCCAGGUGACGUGAUAUUUUGGCAUCACCUUUCCAGGAGCGGCGAAAUACCUGGGGUUCACAACGACGAGAGAGCCCGCCAUCCCAUUGCCGCCAAAGCUUCUAGGGAAAUAUUUUUCAAUCGAUAG